AUGUAUAAAAUACCAGAGCAAUCCAGCGUAGAACUAAGCUCAGCUUACCCUCUUACAAUUACCAAGCCACAACAAAUAAACUCACUCCUUUGGGAAGUGUCGUUGCACACUUCCCAGUUUGCCCAGGACCUUCAAGAAGCUCGUACCCAUUCCCCCCUUACCCACUUCCCAUUCUUUGGGAGCCCUACCGAACAACUGCAAUUUGUCGAAGGACAACUUGCCAGUCUCGCAGCAGGAGGACUCAACACCCCUACCGAGGAAGAACUCUUUCAGGAGUACAUCGGACUAGCAGAGACUCUUAGAGAGUAUUAG
Fibroporia radiculosa is the source of this 312-nucleotide messenger RNA. RefSeq lists its product as uncharacterized. Lineage: Eukaryota; Fungi; Basidiomycota; Agaricomycetes; Polyporales; Fibroporiaceae. The record is from RefSeq and is a predicted model, not a curated record. The transcript has 3 exons. Bases 1 to 312 code for a protein of 103 amino acids.